UCUUCCAGUUACAACACCUAGUCCACCUCCGAGACCUUGGAUACCUCUAGCUAGGCCAACAACAAAUAGACCAACAUGUAUUUUUACUGUGAUGUGUUACAACGUGCUGUGCGACAAAUACGCAACUCGGCAGAUGUACAGCUACUGUCCGAGUUGGGCAUUAGCUUGGGAGUACCGGAAAAAGGGCAUCCUGGAGGAGAUCCGUCACUACGGCGCCGACAUCAUCAAUCUGCAGGAGGUGGAGAUGGAGCAGUUCUACAACUACUUCCUACCCGAGCUGAAAUCUGACGGCUACAAUGGGAUCUACAGUCCCAAAUCUAGGGCAAAGCACAUGGCGGAGAGCGAAAGGAAAUACGUCGACGGCUGCGCCAUUUUUUAUAGGGUAUCCAAAUUUACGCUAGUGAAAGAAUAUUUAGUAGAAUUCAAUCAAUUGGCCAUGGCUAACGCGGAUGGUUUAGAACACAUGUUGAAUAGGGUAAUGCCAAAGGAUAAUAUCGGAUUAGCAGCUUUAUUACAAACUACAGAAGCAGCAUGGGAAAACAGUUCUGCGGAUGCUGUAUUCCUGCAACAACCUAUCUUAGUAUGCACGGCACACAUUCAUUGGGACCCAGAAUUUUGCGAUGUUAAACUCAUACAAACCAUGAUGCUAUCUAACGAACUCAAGUCCAUACUCGAUGAGUCUGCACAGACGCUCAAAACGAGGGAUCUCUGCACAGAUCCUAGUAACAUACAAUUGGUAUUAUGUGGUGACUUCAACUCGUUACCUGACUCAGGGGUGAUAGAAUUUUUGGGUAUGGGCAGGGUAUCGCAAGAUCAUAAAGAUUUCAAAGAUUUGAGUUACAAGUCCUGCCUGGAGAAGAUUCUCAGCUGUGAUAAACCCAAUGAAUUCACGCAUUCCUUCAAACUAGCAUCUGCGUACAAUGAUGAGAUUAUGCCAUUUACCAACUACACUUUUGACUUCAAGGGUAUCAUUGAUUACAUCUUCUACGCUAAGAACACAAUGACUCCGUUGGGUUUGUUGGGUCCGUUGUCGCUGGAGUGGUUACAACAGAACAAAGUGAUUGGCUGUCCCCACCCGCACGUGUACUCAGAUCACUUCCCCCUUCUCGUCGAACUCGAAAUGGUCCCCACCAUCACGUCUGCCUCCAUCAAUGGCGUUGUUGGGCAUAGAUCCAGAACAAAAUAUAACGGUCGAAAAAUGCACCAGCGAAGAAAGCAUCAGUCGUAUAACAUGCAUACCAACAAUGUAGAUAAUAUGUAUGGAGUGCCAAUAUCAUCAACAUCAUAUCAGUACCAGUAUCAGUAUCAGUAUCAUAAUGUAACACAUGAAGUUACAACAAUUAACGAUUUGAUAAACAUGCUCUCUCCGACCGACGAUUUGAUAAAUGACUAUGACUAUGACUAUAACCAUGACUACGACUUUGUGUGACAUAAACGUUUCGUCAAAAUUAGACAGAAGAAUCUCGAUUCAGCUUGGUCUAAACACAUAAGGUAGCAAUGAGUGGUCCCCACAAACUAGCCAUUGUCGCCUUUGCAUUUGCUGUACCUGUCAAAAAAAGACGCACGGUAACCAUGGAGAAGUCACCACAGUCAAUAGUGUUUGAUGAAAAGACAAACCAACCAACAUAUAAGCAACACCCGCAACGACUUUCUCAAGAUAAAACAGCAGUACCUGACACGGCAUCGUCCCAUAAACCAAAAAAAUUAAAAACGUAAAAACUGUCGCCCCCGUUUCAUUCAUUCUCUUUAGUGUUUUAUCAGUUGUGUAAGAUCAAGGUCUUCUGCAUUAGGCUAUAAAUAUAUUGGUGUUUAUUAAUAUUUCCAUAUAAACUCAAAAUCAAAAUUCGAUGAUUGAAUAUCAGGCAUAGAUAUUAAAAAUUACUGAAGAAUAUGCCAAUAAUGGCAGAUAUAAAUCUAAGAUGCAUGAGUAAAACUUUAUUUUCACGAAUAAUGAUCUCUUUGGGACACUGAAUGCUGCAAUUAUGACUUUAGUCUCUUGCUCAUCUAGUACCAUGUCCAUCUAUAAUUUCAAAAAGUUUAAGGAGUAAUGCAGCCCGCACACAUAAAAAUUUCUAUUACAUUUGGGGAGGGACAGUUCGAUGUCUAAAAGGCAAAAUUAUCAGUCGUACUCAGUUUUCCUGUUCGUGCGCGGUCACUGUAUCUGCGACUCGAUUCGAACAGGAAAACUGUGCCUAACUGGUGACUAUGACAUUCAGACAUGGUACUGUCAGUCCUGAUCUCAUCAGACACUUCAGAGUUCCAUUGUCAGCCAACUUUCUAUUAUUUUUAAAGAUUAUGCGUUCAAACUAUAUGAACAAUUUUUAGCUUUCUUGUUAUAUUAUGGUUUCCGUAGGUUUUCUAAACUUGGCAUCACAACACUACUUCAAACGGUUGAUUUUUUUGAGCAGAAUAGAGAUACGUCUUUACAGACAUUUUCUUAUCUUGAGACAACCUGAUGGCGAGUUUUCAAGGCCUUUAAUUAGUUGUGAUUUCGUAUCCUUAUAGGUCAUUGCAAUCGAUUAAGAAUUAAAUGCCUAGGUGGUGGGCUUGACUUGAACCUAAGACUGUAGGUCCUUAAAGUUGCGCUCAUUCUGGGGAUGAAAAACGAAGAGAUGAUAAACGAAACUCUGCUGCUAGACUCAUACGCACAUAAUCAAUUGGCAAAUGUCGUCGCGGUUCUCUUCACGUCAUUAUAUGUGCAACAUUAAGGGAUAUAUAGAAACUUCAAGGCUCAAGUUGGAUUUUUAAAAUCCUAUAACUCUUUGUUGUUUUUUUCCGAAAACAAUGUAUUGAAGAUUUAAGACUGCUGUUGUGAUUGUUAGAGUUAGUUGUCUGAAGAUAAAUUGAAAACAAUAUGUAUAGAUGUAGUAUGACGAGUACUGCGAUACAGCUUUCUACAAAAAUGUGAUGAAAACAUUGAAACUUCUCACUGUUAACCAUUAUUCUAGAGUAUUUGUCACUGUACAGAUUGAUUGGAACUUAUGGAAAUAGUCGUCUUAAGGAGUAAGGUUAAAGAAUAUUUUAGGAUAAAAAUGUUAAAAUUGGCUAUAUUAUGUGAUUACAAGAAUUUGAUUCACUUUAAGACACACUGAUAUAUCAAAGAAAAUUCUAUAGAAUUUAUUAUGGUAGGUCUGAAUGUUGUCUAAAAGAAUUAUGUGUAAAUAGAGGACAAUCUUAUACAACUGAUUAUCAUAUUCACUAUAGAAUCGUAUCCUUAUACGCACAUUUAAAAUAUAUGUUUAAACCUAAAGUAACUCUCACUUUUAUUUGAGGCUAUUUGUGCUUAGUAAUAAGAAGUUAAAUAUAUGCUUUAUUUAGGACACCGUGUACAUCAGUCAACAGAAUAACCACUAAAAACUCCUUUUGUUCAAUACGGUUUAAUUAGAUAAUAUAUAGAAGUACCUGACAUCAACAUUGAGCUUUUUACUAUGCUUCGCUAGACCACAGAUUAGAUAACAACCAUGUCACUUCGAUUAAACGGCCGCCAUUUAGAGUCAGAGAAUAAAAAUCGCCUCCUGUAAAUUCUCCUAGAAGUAAAUGGAAGAAGGAUAAGUCAAGUUCCGUGAUCCAGCAAUUCGAGUGACUGGCCAUGUUUACUGCAUGAGUAGCCAAGCGCUUAGAUAUCCGAGACACAGAGCAACAUUAACGCACAAUACAGCACGAAUUAUUGGAACUCUAUGGCUAACUUGGCGCUUGGUUACAUGCAGUUAUAAACAUAGCCAGUGUUGCCGCAUAUCGAUGGCAAUAUUUGUUUGCAAAACAACAAGUAACGACUACGUCUACAAUACAUAAAAUAUUUACCUUUGCAUUUAGUUCCUGCGCCCAUACUUCUGUCCACUGUACAUUCAAUUUAAACACCAUUAAGGAUAUCAGGAAAAAUUUACUAAAUCGCAAGACUUUGCGUCAUGCAUCGGAGAAAAAUGGGAGUAAACCACGAGCAGUGACAACCAAACUGACUCUUUACUGCUUAUAGUUCUUUGGGAAAACCACCAUAUUACGCGACGAUUUGAUGGUUGUAGAAUCGAAGUAUGAAUUUUUUUCUUAUCCAUUUUCUGUACUGUUUUCUCAUUUGCUCGUUGUUGCUUCUAUUUGCUUUCACGUUUGUUUAUUAUUUUUAUAUUUAUUGAAUGUUCUGCUUGCAUAUGUGUUUAAAUUAAAUACUCGGUAGAAGUAUGGACAUCGAUGUAGGAAGGAAAUGCAAUGGAAAUACAUAUCUUGUAGGUCUCGAGGUCUUUCAUCGUUCAUUUUUGUGAAAGCACUUCCCAUAAAUUGAAUAUUACUAGUAAACCGUUUUAUUUGUCAGAAUAGUAUCUUUUUACGAUUGCAAAGAGAGAAAAAGAAUGGUUACCGGUGACAGCAUAGUAAGCGGCUAAACUGGCACUGGCACGAAACACAAAAGUUGUUACAUCUUUGAUCCGUUUAGUUUUAGGAGAAUUCACAAGCGACAAUGUUAAUUUCCCCUACUGAAAUGACAGCCGUUCUUAUGUAAGCUGUGAAUAUACUAACAUUUCAUUUGUAUAUUUGUCAUGUAAUGUUGCUAAUGUAUUAAUUUUGUUGCUUUCAUAAGCUUCACAGAUACUUCAAAAAUAACUUUUUUUCUCAUCUGCUAGAGAGUCGAAUAUGUUUAGCUUCAAGAUAAGCUUGCUCUCGUUACUCUGAUUCUUUUUGACGCUAUUCAAGUGCGGGUUACUUUAGCUCAUUGUGUUUUUAACUUGUUUCUCGCAAGCAUGCGAUUUCAUACAAUAAGAUUAUGUUAGUAUGCUCCCUUCCGGGAACAGAAUUGCAGACGAUUUUGAAAGUGUAAAAAGUCUGAGAAUCGUGUACAUUUUCACGCUUGUAUAAUUUUAUGAAACUGAUCAAAUUCUCUUUAUAGUCGUCAAAGCAAAGUUAUAUCUUGGACGUCACCUUCUACAUUGAGUAGGGCAUAUUAAGAAAUGCAUAACAGGAAUUUCAUUGUCAUCGUGUUUUGUUUAUUUUAAGAUGUAUUAGUUUCGUGAUAUAAGAAAGCUAUAUUCUGUUAUUUCUGAUAAACCUACUCUUUGUAAAGGGUUUUUGAAAUAAUUUCCAAGUAAAACGUUUUGACAACUUGCCUUUUAGGUACUUUCUCAUCUUUUCGUGUGUCUUUAUAUAGUUCGUUUACAUUUUUUGUAAUUAUUAUUGUUUUAGCUGUAAUAAGUCAAGACUGCAACUUGUACGAGCUCAUAUGCUUUUUAAUCGAUUCUUUUUAUAUAUUUUUUGAUUGAUAAUUUUAAGUAUACAUUUCUUAGAGGUGAUAAUGAUGUGAUCUAAUUGUUUGCAGUCUUGACUAUUUUUAAUUUAUUUAUUAUAUAUGUAUGCGAACGACAAUGUUUAGAAUACUCAUCAAAAGUUUCAGAUAUGGUUUUUCAAUUACCCGGUUUUAGUACGAAAUUUACUCUGUCAUCACUGCUUCUUUGCGUCAAUUUAUGGACUCCAUCUAGGAGCAUUAUUAUACAUACUGAAAGCAAGUCCUAGUGUCAGCAUCUGUGGAAAAAAUGUGAACUUGACUUUCAUGUGUAUCCAGUAUACUGAUCCUCUCUCUUGUGAUGAUGAAUAUCCACUUAAUAGAUUUCUCAAUGCUUCAGAUAUUGUUUUGCCUCGUUUUGAUAAUGUGAGAACUGGAUCUUUGAUAAGUAUUCUGUUCUGAUACAAUUGUACAUCAUCGCUUGACUAAUAAUUCGUCGCAUCUUUUAUACACAAACUCAACCUUUUUGGCAUAUACCUUGAGACGCUUUCAGAAGCCAAUAAGAGAUAACCAUUAUUUUUAUAAGGAAAUGAACAUACUCAAAAUCAAAAAUCAAUCUUUGAACCUUAAAAAAGUUGAGCGUAAUAUUAUGUAUAAUUAAUUUUUAUUUUUACUGCCAGAAUAAUUAUUCGGUUUAGCAGCUUUGAAACAACCCGAUAGCUUUUUCGGCGUUGUCUACGUAGCUCCUUUACCGCAUUACUUGCGAAUAACGUAACGUUAGUCGGCAUACCUAGUAAUUUUACACCCUUCUUGGGUGUCUUGAAAUGUAUUUACUUGGGACAUAUACAAGAGAUUAAAAGACAUUGACUUUUCUCAUGAGUUGUGAUGAUCACAAACAAAUGUAUUUAUGGGGAGGUGACGUUAUCCAUCUGUCCAUAACACUUGAAAUUGAAAUUUUGUCAAUUUAUAGAGCGAGAAUACUGUGCAUAUAAUAAUACCACCAUAGACUCUGAAAACGGAGAAAUGAAACUGGUUUGGUGCAAUUUAUACGUCUAAAUAAAAAAAUUCACUCUGACAUGAUUUGAAAUACAAUGAAUCUUAAUAACGAAAAGGUAAAUUAUUUGAUACCACGUUUAUUUGAAGACUAACAUCCUAGUAUUUUUUAAGCUAUUAACAAAAUUUAUUUACAGCUGGUACUUAAUUAUCCAUACAAUUUGUAUCAAUUGUGGGCUGAAGCCAUCAUGGCUGGGAAUUUCUGAGUUAUUUCUGGUCCAAUUUGGUCUCAUUUCUGCAUAAAAUAAUAUAUAUUAUAUAUAAUAUUUUUAUAGGCCUUCAGUUCCAGCAAGUAUCGUAAAUGUAGGAUGGGAUUGAUAUUCAGGGAUUGUACGCGAAGAUUGUAAAGUAACAAUUCCUUUGUUUUAGUGGCGGUCUGCUUAGGAUCAUUAUCCUGCUGAAAGGUAAAUGUUUCCCUGAUCUCCAUUUUUUCAAUACUGCAGUUCAGGUUAUUGCGCGUAAGGUCAACAUACUUGUCUGCACGUCGUGGAAUGGUGUUGGGAAGGCAUUCUCAACAUUGCAUUUUGCGCAAUAACUUGAACAGCAGUAUGGGUAGGAUGAAAAAUGGGGAUCAGGAAUACAUCUUCUAGCAGGAUAACGAUCCUAAACACACCUCCAAUAUUUACUUUACGAUGUUCCUGCACAACUCAAAACUCCACCGCAAUCCCAGAAUACCAAUCCCAUUAUACAUGUGUGGCACUUUCUGGGCCUGGAAGUCCGAAAAAGUAAAAUUUCAGCCCAACGACAGCCACAAGGCGUUUUUAAGGAGGAAUAGGACGAAAUUGGACCAGAAUUAACUCAUAAUUGAUGCAAAUUUUAUGAUAAAAGUACUAACUGUACAUACAUUUUGGUAACACUUAUACACUUGUUUUUUUGCUAGUGUGCCAAUAUUUGUUUACCCUUGAUUUUCAUAGCUUCUUUUAUUAGUCUUAUUUGCUCAAUCUAUUGCCAUCAAAAAAUGACUAUUUCUUUAUUAGUUACUUCUUAAAUAAAUUUGGUAUGAAAAAUGCAUUCAUUAUUGAGAUUCAAGAUAAAAUUAUUGUGUGCCAAUACUUUUUGACUCCCUGUAGCAUCGUAAAAAAUUAUAAUGACGAGAACAGUUUGUGAAAGAAGCCUUUGUCUUAAUAUUGAGACACUCUGUCUACAAAUUACCUUUUGGUGGAAUCUGGUCUUUUGCUAAUAUAAGAGAGACAACGUGGAAUACUACGUGAUGAUUCUCGAAACUGACGUGGAGUAGUCAAAUUUAAAACCUACCAGCGUUUCAUCAAGGCAACGAAUCUCCAAAGAAUCAAUUAUAGAUCUAACCUUUCCCAAUAUUCAACUACAUUUUAUGUUAAAAUGGGCCUGGAGCUAAGAAGUCUUUGGUGUCCGCAUAGUAACCGAGGGUAUUGGUCUGAAACAGACUUAUGUUCUGAUCUAGAGGAUGGACUGAGGUAUUUCGCAAUUCUAUAAGACGAAAUCUCACUAGACUUCGAUUUGACAUUGUUAACUGCUACAGGAGUCAAGUUUCACAAAUUGUACAAAUAUUGCGCUAUCUCUUUAAGUAGAAAUGUUUGCGACCAGGAAUGUCUUUUCUUAUUGCAUUUUUUACAUUACAUCAAACGUUGAACGCGGUUAUGACUACUAUCGUCCAGUCAAAUGCAACCAAUUUUCCAGCCAGUCCGACCAGCAUUUCUUUGUGUGGAAAUUUUUGGCCACCAAUUUUAUACUGUUGUCUCUAUGGAAUGCUUCCAUCCGUUUUAUAUAUUUGGUCCAGUCUAGUACUGUUUUAUAAACUAAAUUAAUAUGUGAUUACAUAAUCUUGCGACUAUUUGCCACGUCAGUUAAUUUAAACCACAUAUUUUUUAUUUAAUUGACCAUAUUGUAUUUUUUUGGUCUUUGAAGUGUGUGAGAAAUAAUGCAGUCAGUCACCCUAGCAAUAGAAACAAUGUGACUUGAAAGAAACUACAAUGAUAUUUCUGUAUAAACAUAACUAUUAUGGUAUUUUAUACAAAACCACUUUAGAUGUUGAAAGUUCAUCUCAGUUUGAAAGGUAUGUGAGAUGCGGUACGUUCCGAUAUUAUUUUUGUAAACCACUAUAGUAUCUCAAAAACUACCUGUGCCAGAAUAUAAUGUAGCUGUAGUUCAAAGCAUCACCUAAAAUGUUUUCACAAAAAGCUUGGGCAAUGUUUUAGUAUCUUUCCAUACGUACAGAACGACAGUUGAUCAAUGACGACAGGAAAUAAAGCAACAACAAAUGCUCGUAAUGUUGGGAUAAUUGCUAUUAGAGGCAUAUUUCUCUUAGGUAAAUACAUUUGUUAUUUAGCUAUUUUAAUGUCUAAAAUUUCAGCCAUUUUUGAGGUACAGUUGAGCGCUAUACUAGUCAACAUGUUUGAAUCUCAAAACAUCUGAUAUCUGUAAAUCUAUAUGGAACGUGCGGUUGAGUUUCUCGAAAAAGGGAACUAGUGAAUAUGUAUUUCGAACAUUUGUUCAAGUCACUAAAGAGGUACCGAGGUAUUAUGUGAUCGGAACUAGUACAUAUGGCAUCCUAUCAUACUGUAGGCGAGUUAAUUCUUUUAAUUUGGAAAAUGGUUUUAGGUGGCUUUCAAUUUAGGUGACUCGAAUGAUUAAUUAGAUUGAGAUAGAAAUGAAAGAAUUUUUCCAAUAAGAAAAGGGUUAAUUUUGAAGGCCCUUAAGUUCAUAAUAAAUUCAUUGGUCGAAUCAUUAUCACAUCUAAAUGCAUUCGCCGUUGUACCCAAACAACGUUUUGGAUUAUGGUGAAUAGAUCAGGAAAAAAUCAUCGCCUAUUUUUUUUUUGCUAUUACGUAGUAGUGGAUCUCUAUUAAUUUCAUUUUACAAACCCGAGACCAGACGCAUAGUUUUCAACAUGGUUGCCGCUUCCACAGACGUCCAAGUUGCCAAGAGGAUUUUCUUGUUCAAUAUGCAGUUUUUACCAUCUUGUGAAAAUUCUAAUGAACAAGGUUUGCUCAACUUCUCGAUGAGUAUGCUCUCUUAUAAAGUGCGGACUUCAGACGUGACAUAAUCCUCAUUUGUAGUUUAAUAUAUCAAGUGUUAACAAAAGUGUUGCAUAUACCUUUUAUACCUGUAUUACAAAGAUGAUUUCAAAUUUUUAUAACAAUAAGGUAAAUAGAUUGGUUUAGCUAGCUGUAGCUAUAAGUAUUUUGAAUAAAUCCAUCAAUAGCUCUAUAAAAUGUUGAGAUAGCGAAUUUGACAACAAAUAUUUUAUUUUGAGAAUCUAAAUGGCACCUUCCGCGCAAGGGCGGCAAACAGCAUAUUCGAAAAAUAUAUCUUUUAGUACAACGAAAAAAGCUAUAUGCAACAUCUCAGUCGACAGGCCUUGUAAGUGAAUAUAAUGGAAUUCGUUUCAUCACGAUAAUUUUAUCAUUUUGAAAAAAAAACGAAUUAUCUGCCUUAUGGCUACCAUGCGCACUACAUCUGAAUAAAGCUCUGUACUUCUUAAAGAGUAGUCCAUUUGCGUCUUUAUUUGAUGCUCUAGGUAUGCCUUUUAAUGAUAUUUCUGAAUUCUGUAAUUUGUCUCGUAAAAAAUGUUUUUUUGGUUUAUCCAGUUAGGUACUUAAAUUGUGACAAUUUUUAUGUAUAAUAUGAUUUUAUAAGAUCUCAGAUUUUAUAUUAUGUUCUUCAGUAGUGCUUAUGGUAUUGGACAAUGGUUUUAAUGUAAUUUUAAGUUUAAAGCUAGGCGUUCUUUAAACAUAUUUAUGUAAAAAUAGAAUAAAAAUAAAGAAC
Messenger RNA from Acanthoscelides obtectus, 10000 nucleotides. The record is from the annotation of a GenBank genome assembly. NCBI's taxonomy places the organism in Eukaryota, Metazoa, Arthropoda, Insecta, Coleoptera, Chrysomelidae.